CAAAAAUCGAAUUAGAACUGUCGGAUGGGUCGAAAAUAGCCGAAAUUGUAGAUCUUUCUUUGUUUUUCUCCCAUUCUUCAAAAUCUCUCUUCCGCGGUUCAGCCACACGCGAGAUUUCUCUGUGUAUCACCCGCCAAAAGGUUUUUCUCUCAGUUUCCUCACUCCAGAGGUUGAUUUCCAAGCGGAUUUUGGGUUUUAGGGGUUGGCUUUUCUUGAUUUUUUUUAAUUGUGCUAAUUGCUGGUGUAAAGGAGGGAAAGGGGGAUUUUUGGAGGUAUGGAUCUGGUUGGUGAUGAGGCUGUGGAAGAGAAUUUAAUGUCAGUUGUUGGGGAAAAGAGAGUGGUGGAUUGUGAUGAAACUGAGAAUUUGAAUGCGAGAAAGAAGAAGGCGAGAGUUGAUUAUGGUGGAGAUUUGAAGAGGGUUGCAGAAAUUGUGUUGGUCUUGUCUGCUAUGGGAAAAACGAGAGGUGGGAGAAAGCCUACUGAUGUGGAGAAAGGGUUGAUGGUUGAAGCGAAGGACAAGUUGGUUGAGAUUUGUCAAUUCAUGUCUCCUCAGGAUGUUAUACCUAAAGAUGCAAUCAGGGUUGUUAUGGAAGAUCUUGGGCUUAAUAAGUCUGCAGAUGAAAGGUUAGGGUUUUGCCCUCACAAAAUGUCCAUUUCUACGAAACUUGUGCUGGCAAAGAGGAAGAUGGGAGAGACCAAGAAAUUUGCUGCCCAAUCUAGAACAUAUACGUUACCAAUCUUGCAAGAAGGAUAUGGUACUAAGGCCGACGCCAAUCGUCCAUUUCGUACAGUUCACAAGCCUCCAGCACUUGGAGGCUUUCAAGCUGCUUCACCAGUUGUUCAUGUUCCAUCUCUAGCUUCACCAGUUGUUCAUGUUCCAUCUCUAGCUUCACCAGUUGUUCAUGUUCCAUCUCUAGCUUCACCAGUUGUUCAUGUUCCGUCUCUAGCUUCACCAGUAUCACUUAAUCAAUUGCAUGUCCAUAAACUGCAGUCUGCCUUAGUUUCGAUACGAUCAAUUGGCACUUCUUUUGGACCUGGUUCUUCUUCCUCGCAGUUGCCUCGGAAAGAAGGCGCAUCUUCCAGAUUAGAUGGAAGACUGAAUAGGACAAUUCAUCCGUUCCACGUUCAAGCAAAUGUCCCCGGGAUGAACGCAACAUUUUCUCCACAAUCUUCAGCUGUAACAAAAUUGUGUCAGGGAAACAGGGCUCCAGAUAAUACUCGUAGUGCCGAUGGUACUACUAAAUUAGGUAAAUAUAAGGUAGCAGUUCAAGUUACAAAAGAUCAAAACUCAAAACCUUCUUUACAACCUGUAAAUGGAAAAGUUAGUAUGCAUCAACCUUCUCACGUCACGAACUAUCAGUAUCCUUCUUCAGUCUUCUCCAACCACAGUGUCAUUGGCACAAAUGCUCAGAAGUUCUUGCAUCAUGUAGUUGUCCGAGAAACUAAACGGAGAAUAGCACAACGACAACGGCGUGAGAGAGAACGAGCAGAAAAAGCAACAGAAACAAAAAUAGUGAAGGUGAUUGAUGAAGAUAGACGGCUACUGGGACAACGGCAGCGGCGUGAGAGAGAACGAGCAGAAAAAGAGGAAAGGUUGGCGCACCGACAACGACAACAACAACGCGAGAGAGAACAAGCAGAAAAAGAAACAGGAAAGGUGAUCGAUGCAGAUAUAUGUACACUUCAGACACUGGUCUUUAAUAUUCCUCUAUAGUUCUUAUUGUUUAAUCGAAUUAAAAAAAAAUUGCAUUAUAUAGUCAUUAACCUUUUUUAUUUUUUUCUUAUAAAUGGGGUAAUAAAGAUAUUAUUCGAUUUU
Molecule: messenger RNA, 1816 nt
Organism: Papaver somniferum (opium poppy)
Lineage: Eukaryota; Viridiplantae; Streptophyta; Magnoliopsida; Ranunculales; Papaveraceae
Exons: 6
Coding region: 275-1714 (479 amino acids)
Source: RefSeq, a predicted model, not a curated record